CAACAAUGGCCGUACCUGACAACGUGUUGACUGUGCAUAUCGACUCGCUUUUAUCAGCCGCGGUCAUAGGAGGUCGCCGUCAGGGCACAGUCAAGUAAGUCAAGACCAUGGAAGGUAUAUCACAAAGCUACAUGCGACCAGCAUGGCUCCGGAACUCACACACAAUCACUUCCUUUCUACAUCAUCAUCAUGAAGAUUAGUAGUACCUACCUACAGCUCUUGACUGCUGCUUCAAUUAGCGGACAAAUUGUGUCUGCUGAAACCAUCAGCCAGAUCAAUGGCAACAAAUACUUGUCGCCAUACAACGGCAAAAACGUGACCAACGUCAAUGGCCUCGUUACUGCCAAAGGACCAAGCGGUAUCUGGAUACGUUCAACGAUCCCCGACAAGGACGACAGGACCUCGGAGUCUGUCUAUGUCUUUGACCGCAACUUCGGCAAGAACAUUACAGUGGGAGACAUCAUCGAGCUCAACGGCACUGUGACAGAGUACAGAUCAACCAAAGCAUAUGUCUACUUGACGGAGAUCAUCAACCCCAAGCUGGUACGAAAAGUCUCGUCUGGCAGUGCUACAAGCCCUCUUGUCAUUGGCAGAGAUACCUUGAGCCCUCCCAACAAAGCCUUCUCCGCACUGGAUAAUGGUGACGUCUUUGGUGUGCCCAACAAUGUCAGCUUGAUCUCAGUCUCCAACCCUACAUUGAUCCCCCGUAAUUAUGGUAUGGACUUCUGGGAAAGUCUCAGUGGCGAGCUUGUCACUGUGAAAGGUGCUCACGCACUGACAAAGCCUAACAACUAUGGCGAUACGUGGGUUGUGGGUGACUGGAAGGUGACUGGUUUGAACGAGCGUGGCGGUUUGACAACUGUCGACAAAGAUGCCAAUCCCGAGGCCAUCAUCAUUGGCUCGCCGCUUGAUGGCUCAAAGAACCCAGUGAUCACCAAAGUCGGAGACACACUCGGUGAUAUUACUGGAGUCGUCAGCUACUCCUUCGGCUACUACACCAUUCUGCCUCUGACUGCGCUAAAAAUCACCAAGGGUGUCGAGCCUGUACUUCCACCAGCCACUAGCCUUGUAUCCAAUGGCGACUGUAGCGGCCUGACUGUGGGCUCUUACAACGUUGAGAACCUGUGGGCAGGCUCUGACCACCUUGUCAACAUCUCUGACCAUAUUGUCAACUAUCUCCGCAGCCCCAAUCUCGUCUUCGUCCAGGAGAUUCAAGACAACAACGGAGAGACCAACGAUGCUGUAGUGACCGCAAAUUUGACUCUCAGCACUUUGAUCUCAGCUAUUGCCAGCAUUGGUGGACCCGAGUAUGAGUUUGUUGAGAUUGACCCAGUUGACGACAAAGACGGUGGUGCUCCCGGUGGCAAUAUUCGUACUGCUUAUCUCUACAACCCCGAUGUUUUGCAGUUGAGGAAACCAAACUUUGGCUCAAGCACAGAUGCGAAUGAAGUCCUUCCUGGUCCGGAACUCAAGUACAACCCUGGACGUAUCGAUCCUCUCAAUCCUGCUUGGACAGCCAGUCGUAAGCCGUUGGUCGCCGCAUUCGAGACUUUGGAUGGCAAGAACUCAUUUUUCACUAUCAAUGUUCACUUCGGAAGCAAGGGAGGUUCUUCCUCAAUUGAAGGAGAUGCUCGUCCUCCAGUCAAUGGAGGUGUUGAGGAUCGUCAAGAACAGAUGCAGUUGACUGCUGACUUCGUUGCAGAUAUUCUCGCAGAAGACAAGAAGGCUAACAUCAUCGUCGCUGGUGAUUUUAAUGAGUUUGCUUUCGUACAGCCCCUCGAGAACUUCCUCGCAGUCUCGAAUCUACGCGAUCUCGAUGAGGCUGCCAACAUCCCAGCUCUCGAGAGAUACACCUAUCUGUUCGACAUGAAUAGCCAGGAACUUGACCACAUGUACAUCAGCCAGGCUUUAAAGCCAAAGGCGCAGUACGAGCAUGUACACAUUAACACCUGGGUCACCAGAGAUGAGCAGAUCUCAGACCAUGAUCCUUCUGUCGCUAAGUUGAACGUUUGCAAGAAUUAGUAUAGACGUGCGAGGAAGGAGUAUUUGCGCACGAGGCUUUUCAGUCGAGGGAGGAAGUUGUCUCGAGUUGUCUGAUGUAACAAAUACAAAAGCGAAUUUAGAAAUCAUUGUCCACAAC
Molecule: messenger RNA, 2140 nt
Organism: Aureobasidium subglaciale EXF-2481
Lineage: Eukaryota; Fungi; Ascomycota; Dothideomycetes; Dothideales; Saccotheciaceae
Exons: 3
Coding region: 190-2022 (610 amino acids)
Molecular function (GO): catalytic activity
Source: RefSeq, a predicted model, not a curated record